Messenger RNA from Staurois parvus, 314 nucleotides. The record is from the annotation of a GenBank genome assembly. Lineage: Eukaryota; Metazoa; Chordata; Amphibia; Anura; Ranidae.
GGACCCAGCAUUCACAAUAGGGGGGACAAUACAUGGCACCCUGCAUUCAACAACAAACAACGUCGGGGGACCCUGCAUUCACUAUAUCUGGUCUCCUCGGACCCUGCAUUCACUAUAUCUGGUCUCCCCGACCCUGCAUUCACUAUAUCUGGUCUCCCCGGACCCUGCAUUCACUAUAUCUGGUCUCCCUGGACCCUGCACUCACUAUAUCCGGUCUCCCUGGAUCCUGCAUUCACUAUAUCUGGUCUCCCUGGACCCUGCAUUCACUAUAUAUCUGGUCUCCCUGGACCCUGCAUUCACUAUAUCCGCUCUCC